GACUCGGCCGGGGCGCCGCGGCGCGGGCCGGGAUGGAGUGAGGGGCGAGCGGCGGACAGAGCGCGGCCCUGCGGCCCCCGCCCGUGUCUCGCUCCGCCCCGGGUCUAUGCGGACCCCCGGAGACCAUGGGAUCCAGGAUCAAACAAAAUCCAGAAACUACCUUUGAGGUGUAUGCAGAAGUGACCCACUCAGGAGUCAGUUGCAUCGGGAAAGAUCCUGAGGUGCGGAGGCAAUUCCCAGAGGGCUACAGUGACCAGGAAGUUCUACAGACUCUGACCAAGUUUUGUUUCCCCUUCUAUGUGGACAGCCAUGCCAUUAACCAAGUUGGGCAGAACUUCACCUUUGUGCUCACAGACAUUGACAGCAAGCAGAGGUUUGGGUUCUGUCGCUUAUCCUCGGGGGCCAAGAGCUGCUUCUGUAUCUUAAGUUACCUCCCGUGGUUUGAAGUCUUUUAUAAACUGCUCAAUGUCUUGGCAGAUUAUUCAGCAAAAGGACAGGAUAGUCAGAGGAGUGAGCUCCUAGAAACAUUUCAUAAACUCACCAUCCCUGAGCCAGGAACCUCGGUUCAUCUUGGAGUGCACUCUUACUUUACUGUGCCUGACACCAGAGAGCUUCCCAGUAUACCUGAAAAUAGAAAUCUGACAGAGUAUUUUGUAGCAGUUGAUGUCAACAACAUGCUGCAUCUCUACGCCAGUAUGCUGUACGAGCGCCGCAUCCUCAUUUGCUGCAGUAAGCUGAGCACUUUAACUGCCUGCAUCCAUGGGUCUGCAGCCAUGCUCUACCCCAUGUUCUGGCAGCACGUUUACAUUCCUGUCCUGCCCCCACAUCUCCUGGACUACUGCUGUGCCCCCAUGCCCUACCUCAUUGGAAUACACUUAAGUUUGAUGGAGAAAGUAAGAAGCAUGGCCCUGGAAGAUGUGGUGAUCCUUAACGUAGACACCAACACACUGGAAACCCCUUUUGAUGACCUUCAGAGCCUCCCCAACGAUGUGGUUUCUGCACUGAAGAACAGAUUGAAGAAAGUCUCUACAACCACUGGAGAUGGUGUUGCAAGAGCGUUUCUAAAAGCACAAGCAGCUUUCUUUGGGAGCUACAGAAACGCCCUGAAAAUUGAACCUGGUGAACCCAUCACUUUCUGCGAAGAAGCGUUCGUGUCCCACCGUUCGUCUGUGAUGAGGCAGUUCCUGCAGAAUGCCAUCCAGCUCCAGCUCUUCAAGCAGUUCAUUGAUGGGCGUCUGGAUCUGCUGAACUCUGGGGAGGGCUUCAGUGACGUGUUUGAAGAGGAGAUAAAUAUGGGGGAAUAUGCAGGUAGCGACAAACUGUACCACCAGUGGCUGUCCACAGUGAGGAAAGGAAGUGGAGCCAUUUUAAACACAGUAAAGACCAAGGCUAACCCCGCCAUGAAGACUGUCUAUAAGUUUGCAAAAGAUCAUGCAAAAAUGGGAAUAAAAGAAGUGAAAAACCGCUUGAAGCAAAAGGAUAUUGCUGAGAACGGCUGCUCGGCAGUGCCAGAGGAGCCCCUGCCAAGGACAGCACCAUCGCCACUGCCUGAGAAGAAGGACCCGAAAUUAAGAGAGGACAGAAGACCAAUCACAGUACAUUUUGGUCAGUUCCAUGUUGACAAUGUCCUUGAGGAUUUGACAAUGAGAUUUUCCAGCAGUUGCUCUUCGUUAGAAUCCUGGUGUGUAAAACAGCACAGACUCCGCCCGCCGCGGCCGCCGCCCCCAAAGAUCCAGCGCUCCUCCAGGCCCGUUCGCCCCCCAAGACCUCAUGUGGUUAAGAGGCCCAAAAGCAACAUUGGUGUGGAGGGCCGGAGGACCUCAGUUCCCAGCCCAGAACACCUCGUAAAGCCCAUGCGACACUAUACAGUCUUCCUCUCUGAGGACUCCUCUGAUGAUGAAUUUCAGCAGGAAGAGGAUCCUGUCUCUGGCUUCUCUGAAAACUUUUUCUUCUCUGCUCCUUUCGAAUGGCCUCAGCCGUACCGGGCGCUGAAGGAGUCGGACAGUGCCGAUGGGGAGGACGUGGGCAGCCCGGAAAGAGCCAGAGAGCCGCUGCCCCCGAGCCCUCUGCUCUCCAGCAAGGCCUCAGAAGUCAACCUCCUGGAGGACAUCUUCCCCAGCUUGGAAGUAGAAGCCCAGCCCCAGCCCCUGAGCCAGGCCAAGAGCCUGGAGGACCUGCGGACACCCAAGGAGGAGGCAGAGCAGCGCUGCUCCUUUGAAUACCAGAGAAUGGAUCUUGGUGUGUCUGAGAGGAGCAGGAUUGUGCCAAGCAUGAAGCUGUCCCACCCUUACAACAAGCUGUGGAGUAUGGGCCAUGAUGAUAUGGCUAUUCCCACCAAAUAUUCCCAAAGCUCACCUGAAAGACCCUUGGCUGCCCUGGGUAACAUGCCCCCCAUCACCAGGAGACCCCAGAGCAGAGACAGUGGUCUGGCUCCUGCAGAAAAGGAUGAAUCCAAUCCUGCCAUUCAAGGGAACAUCACCAUUCCUAGGCCCCAGGGAAGAAAGACUCCAGAACUGGGGAUUGUGCCACCACCACCAGCACCCAGGGCUUCCAAGCACCAGGCUCCAGCCGGGUCAGCGGAAAUCCUCACCCCUCAGGGGCGCAGCCACUUGGUUCCAGAUCUUAUCCCAGAGCCCUUUGGGGCCGUGUCCCUAAAGCCCGAGGUGCAGCAGUCUGUGAGUUGCUCGUCCCGCCCAUCGCAGCUGCUGUGCGGCUCUGCCGGCAGCGCUGGGAUGCUGCAGCCUGAGCGGGUGAAGGCAGAGGGCGCCGGCAACGAGAGCGAGCUCCUGCUGAGCCUGCUGGACCCGCUGAGAACCACGGCCUGGCCAGGCAGGGCCCCGCAGGGCUCGGCUCCCGCGCCCGCCUUCGGGGCCCUGCCCAGUGACUUUGUACCUCCUGCAGCUGCAGCGUUUGCCCAGCCCCUGGGCUAUCCUGCCCCAGCUCCACCACCUUUUCUACAGCCCUCCCCCAAUCCGUUCACCCAGACACUGCCAGGAGCCCUUCCAGUGUCCCUGGUCAGAGCCCCGAGGGGCUCCUUUACCCCCUCCUUAGGUCACGCGUACAGCUCCAGCUUCAUAACCCCCACUGCCGCCUUCUACCCAGCACAGAGACCUCAGCCCCCCAUGGCCACGCUCUCCAUGCCAAACCUGUUCAGCCAGGCUCCAGCUGUGCCAGCAGCUGGCUCCUUGCUCCUGCAGAGCCACAGCCCUUCUCCCACCAGCUCCCUCCAGCCAGCGUGUCUGGGUGCUCCCUCCAAACCCCGAACGUUACAGGUGGCCCAGCCCAGCACAAAGGUAGAUCCCAAACAAACCCUGGCCAGUUCACUUCUGGCCAGUGAAUCCCCUCUGGUCCCUGCCAGGCCAGCCAAGGGCUUGGAGUCAGUGUUACUGUCCUCAAAAUCUGAGGAGACAAAAGAUCCAUUUGAAGAUCUGUUAAAAAAGACCAAGCAGGACGUGUCACCCACACCAGGUAAGGUGGAGCAGCUCAGAAAGCGAUGGGAAACCUUUGAGUGAUGCACCCCAUGGCCUUGGUGUCCUUUUGGAAGUGACAGAGGGAUUUUUUGGUUUUUUUGAGCCAGCAUAAAACCAAGCAUUUCUUUUAAGGAAGGCUGAGCCAGGACUGCUGCAGGACCAUCGCUGAGCUGCAACUCAACACGAGCGCUUUUUGCCCACAGGUCAGAGUCCCCCAGUCCCAGUCCCUGCUCUCACUCCCUGCCACUGAACCCUGGGAUCCCUGCACUGACCAAAGCCUGAGGGUUGGGUUGGGUUGGGAUUUCCACACACAGCUUUUCAGGCAGCACUACUGAUGCACAAGUUAUUUCCUCCCUGUAUUUUCAGUCCUUGGUACACCUGGAGCUUGACACAGCCCACUCUGCUGGGGUUCAUUCCUGCCUCUGGGAAUGGGCGUCAGUUUUUCUGGCAUUACACAAAGAUAAAACAUUUUGUUCCCACAUGCAAAGUGCAGCAAACCAGCCCACAAGUCACUGAACUGCUCCCUUGGUUUCUGUCUGUGCUCGUUGAACCCCAGCCACUCCUGGAGCUGUGCUGUCAGAUGGACUUUGGUUGCACUUUUGACUCCCCCCCCACCCCGAACACCAACAGCCAGGGCAGAGUUGUCACAGGCCUGGAAACCACAGCACAGAGCAGCUGCUCAGGGAUUGGUCCUGCAUCUCUGUUGGGAAACUGGAAACACCAGCAAUUGUUUUCAUUUUUUUGACUUUGUUUUUGUUAAAUACAUCAGAAAAUAGAGGCCAUAAAGAGUAUCCUAGUUCUUAUAUAUGUGUAUCUUAAUAUUAUCUAUCAAUAUUAUAAAUUGCAGUAUAUGAAUGGAAUGUAACAGUAUCUUACUUGAUUAUUACAAAGAAGAGAAAAAGUGGGGGGUAUUGAGGUUCCCAGCUCCUGAGUGCAGGGGAAGGCCGGUGUGCUGGGGGCUGAGGGCAGGGUGUGUCCAGGAGGGGGGAUCUGGGCUCUGGGGCCCGUGGGGCCUCGGGCUGGCCCCUCGAGGCACCGAGCGCAGGCGACGCUCUGCUGGGUGUUCUGAGCCCCUCUCUGGGUUCUCCAGACAUUUCACACAGGCUCAGCAUCCCCAGGAAAGGUGCUGUCUCUGACCAUUUCUGUUUCACUUCAGUGGUGCUUUUUUGGUUUGUUUUGUAUCUGGGCACACUCUGGUGUAAAACCUGUCACUCUCACAGAGGGAAUCACAUCACCAUUGAGCCUUUGAUAAAGGAAAUCAUCUUGGGCACAUGGGGAGAUUCUUGUAAAGCUUUAUCUGAUUUCCAAUGUAUCUAUUUUAUUCAUGUUAUCUUGGAAGUUUUCUUACUCUGGGGAAUGGGAAUGGCUGUCUCUGUGUUCGAGUCUGGGCUGUACAAAAGAAAAAUAAUAUCUGAAAUGCUGCCGGUUUUGGGAAGACCACAGUAUUCCAGGAAUAUUCUGUUUCUGUACAGUGCUGUUCCUCUGACAAGCCAUUCACUUGGAUUUGUAUUUUCUUUUUGUGUUGACAGACAGAUGGGUUUAGUAUUGAAUAGUAAAAUAUUUAAAGUCUAA
Camarhynchus parvulus is the source of this 5042-nucleotide messenger RNA. It is a transcript of the gene DENND1A, whose product is annotated as DENN domain containing 1A. The record is from RefSeq and is a predicted model, not a curated record. Gene Ontology annotation, cellular component: cytosol; clathrin-coated vesicle. Gene Ontology annotation, biological process: endocytosis; endocytic recycling. Bases 126 to 3512 code for a protein of 1128 amino acids. NCBI's taxonomy places the organism in Eukaryota, Metazoa, Chordata, Aves, Passeriformes, Thraupidae. The transcript is spliced from 26 exons. Gene Ontology annotation, molecular function: guanyl-nucleotide exchange factor activity; phosphatidylinositol phosphate binding.